Molecule: messenger RNA, 774 nt
Organism: Diabrotica balteata
Lineage: Eukaryota; Metazoa; Arthropoda; Insecta; Coleoptera; Chrysomelidae
Source: the annotation of a GenBank genome assembly
AUGUUUUUAGCUUUAAUGACGAUGAUUUCCUUGGGAGAUCCAAUCGCUUCGAACGCAGUUCUUUCAGCACUUCAAAUCAACAGCCGGGACAAAAUCAUCUCUAUCAAAGAAAAAGCGAACGCCGACUCCAACUUCAUCAUCACGCACAUUAUUAAACAAAUCAUUCACGAGAAGAACCGUUUGUGUUUGGUGAACUUUCAUAAUCCCAUCGAACAUUACCAGAGUAUCGGCAAAAAGUUGGGCUAUGAUCUGCUGAAAGCUGUAGAUGAUGGUUUAGUCAAGAUUAUAGAACCUAUUAAAGAUAUAGUUGAGAACAUCGGCUGUGAGGAUAGUUAUUUACAAGAAAAUAAGGAAAACGUAGUUAAAGACUUGUACUUCAACAUAAAAGAUUGCGUGAAUGCAUUAAAAACAGACGGUAAAAUAGUGUAUCUGUUAAUAGAUGAUUUGAGUCAUUUACACGACUUAGAUAUAGACAUUAAGCACACAUUACUAUUCGUACACUACUGCAUAAGCCUUACAGAUCGCGAUGAUGUUUGUUUCAUACUUAACAAUCACGUUUCUACACAUACAGACAAUGUUAUUUCAAAAAAUUUAGAGUAUGUCGCAGAUGUCAACGUCAAAGUUUCUUCGCUGAAGACCGGAAAGUCUCAAGAUGUCACUGGGUUUCUGAAUGUGAGAAGAGGUAACGACCUGAGCUGCUACCACUAUAAAGCCUUUGAUAGGGGGAUCAAAACGUUUCGACCUGGAGAGUCUAUUCAUCAUUUAUAUAAAUAA